ACCCGCGGUGGACGAGUUGGGGUGUGUCUGCGAACGAAGAGAGCGUACGUUUCAGACACCGUGUAGGUUACACAACAUGACUUAAACGGAGAAUACAAUUCUGCAAAAUCAUAAAUUGACACGACUCAAGACACGUGUUUGUUCGCCAGUUCGGAGAGAGAGCCUGCAACCAUGAAAAAAUCGAGCCCGGCAAAGCAGCAACCACCACCAGCUGAAGUCGCCGUGUCAGGGGACGAGGUUACAUUUACAUUUACAUUUACCGUGCAACAACUAAACGAGCUUUUGUCAAACAGCAGCGGAUUUUACAGUUUACCAACACAGCAUUUCAACGAGGUCUUCCCUAGAAUAUACGUUGGUAACGCGUUCGUGGGCCAGAAUCUGAUGCGUCUGCAGAAGCUGGGCGUGACCCACAUCCUGAAUGCGGCGGAAGGCAACUCCUUUAUGCACGUCAACACCAAUGCAGGUUUUUACGCUGGCUCGGGCAUUACCUACCAUGGCAUCCAGGCCAAUGACAAGCCGCAGUUCAACCUCAGUAACUUUUUUGAGGAGGGGGCGGCUCUGGCGCACAACAAUGGCAAAGGGAAGGUGUAUGUCCACUGCCGAGAGGGCUACAGCCGCUCGGCCACCAUUGUCAUCGCUUACCUCAUGCUGCGCCACAAGCUGGACGCCCGGGUGGCGGUCGCCACAGUGAGGCUCAAGAGAGCGAUCGGCCCCAAUGACGGCUUUCUGCGCCAGCUGUGUCAACUCAACGAGACGCUGGCGAAAGAGGGCAAGUUGAAUGAGGUGAUGCCAGUCAAGGUGGCCAAGUUGAAGACCAAAUAAGAGGGCGUGACUUAACGCCUUCGAAAGGCCUGUGCUUCCCUAAGAGCCAACCGGACUCAAUCCACCCCGGCCAGCAACACAUCACUCAGACAUACGUACAUCCACAACCUGUAACAUGCAUGCAUAUACUUAUAGUGCUGUGAAAGUAUUUGGCCCCUUUCUAAUUUUCUCAACUUUUGUUUAUUUAUUUUUUAUACUGAAUGUUAGCAGAACUUCAACCUAAGAUUAGAUAAAGGGAACUGGAGUGAACAAAGUUAUACAACACCCAAUUCCCCUGUUUGGGACUUACCCUCUGCAGGUACUAGCCUGCUCGGGCUUACCUUCCGUGACUUACCAAAUAUCCUAAAUCUACGAUCGGUCGUGAUACAAUGGGACUACUGAAUAAGCUCAGGCUUUCUAGGUCCGACUCCUAUAAUUGGUUCAGCCUACGACUCAUCUCCACAAGAUGUCAGAAUGAGUGACAACGGGUAUAGGAACUGUGCCUACCUUGGUUUUGGUGCCGGCUCCUGAUUCACUGAUUCGGACUCUCUAUUUAGACUGUAAAUGAAGGUUGACCCUGCUUGCAGCGCCAGCUGUUAGACUCUACAAUAGAGUAAAGCUCACAGAUGACUAGUAAAGCUCAAACCAAGUUUAUUCACCCACUGGGUCACACAGCUGCAUAAGACGGUAGUGUUUCCUCCAGCACAAGUGUUUCUAUCCUCCCCUUUAGGACGGAGUCUCCUUUUCCCUAAACAUCGUUGUUGGGCGGGAAAGUAAGUGAUCUGGGUAAUAAACAGUUCCUUCUCACUUCAUGUGACCUGACCUCUGACCCCAUUUUUCCCUCUCUAAUCCACAGCUAGCCACUCUUAUCAGUGACCGCAACCAUGCGAUUGCCUUUUCCCUCACUUAGUAACAUUCCAAGCUCCUGGCUCUUAUCCAACCUCCAUUGACCCUACCAUGUCCAUUCCUCCUACAUAUACCCAUUAACUUCUGGCGUAGCUUUAACAGACGGAUGACCUGACGUUCUCCUGUAGAACCUCAUGCCAACGGGUGAAGCUUGGCGGUGGUAAUGUGAUGGUUUAGGGAUGCUUUGCUGCCUCAGGACCUGGACGACUUGACUUUUUUUUUAAAUAGAGGGAACCAUGAUUUCUACUUGAAUGUCAGGCCAGCCGUCUGUAAGCUGAAGCACAGCUGGGUCAAGCAGCAAGACCACGAUCCAAAACGCACAAAGUGUCUAAAAAGCGACAUCUAAACUUUAGGAAUGAAUGGCCUAGUCAACGUCCACACCUAAUCCCAAUUUGAGACGACGUGACAGGACUUGAAGUGAGCAAUUCAUGCUUGAACUCCCAAAUGUCUCUGAGUUAAGGCAGUUCUGCAUGCAAGAGUGGGUCAAAAUUCCUCCACAGCGAUGUGAGAGACUGAUCAACAACUACAGGAAGCAUUUGGUUGCUCACAUACGCUAUAGGUGGCACAACCAGUUAUUGAGUGUAAGGGUGCAACACAAGGGAAUAAAAAAUAAAAAACUUUUUUUUUUUAAUUGUAUAAUUUAUUAGUAUACUCACAUAUUAGGUUUUGAAGAUCUGAUAACGUUCUGUAUCAAAAAUAGGCAAACGUUUUGAAAAUCAAAAAGGGGUUUUCACGGCACUACAUGCAUGCAUGUUGACAGUCACACACACUAACUCUCUCUCUGACACAAACUGUAUCUGUCACGCUUCUGUCCUCUCUGCCGGUAUCCUUGGGUACAUCUGUCCCAACAGCGGGGGGGUUAUGUUAGGCAGAGGAGAGAUGGAAGCCUUCUAACCAUGGCUCAGUGCUUUAACGUAUAUUCUGUCACCCAUCUUCUCUCUCUAUAUUCCAAUAACAUACAUGCCUACUGCUAGUACAUACAGCCCCAAAGUUCUCCUAGUGUGAGGUUUUGACCUGACCAAUGAAGCAUUCCCUAGACCAUAGGUUUAGAACACUGGACAGCUCUCCCUGUGUGCCACUUUUGGAGCUCUGAGGUACAAAUAAUAGAUUAUAGCACAAUAUUUUCAUAGUAUCCCACUGCCAGGGCUGUCUGACUACAAUGAUGUCAUGACACCAACAAAAUGAUCCCUGACCAGUCUGGAAUGUUUUGACAUUUGGUCUAGUCCAGUGGUUCCCAAACUUUUUAUAGUCCCGUACCCCUUCAAACGUUCAACCUCCAGCUGUGUACCCCCUCUAGCACCAGGGUCA
Oncorhynchus gorbuscha (pink salmon) is the source of this 3015-nucleotide messenger RNA. Its product is annotated as dual specificity protein phosphatase 3-like. Gene Ontology annotation, molecular function: protein tyrosine/serine/threonine phosphatase activity; MAP kinase phosphatase activity. Lineage: Eukaryota; Metazoa; Chordata; Actinopteri; Salmoniformes; Salmonidae. The coding region runs from base 172 to 822 and encodes 216 amino acids. Gene Ontology annotation, biological process: negative regulation of MAPK cascade; protein dephosphorylation. Gene Ontology annotation, cellular component: cytoplasm. The record is from RefSeq and is a predicted model, not a curated record. The transcript is spliced from 3 exons.